UUAAUAAGACAACUUAUGAAUAUUUAAAAAGGAUUCGUUUAACUACUACGGGAAUCGACGUAUGGAAGUGAUAAAGGAAAUCUAGUUAGUGUUCAUGGAGCAGUCUCUCUUUCGCGUGAGAUUCUGUAACUGGGGAGAGUGACGUAGUGACGCGACGCGUCCAUGACAACCAACUUUAAUUAUCCGUGUUUUGGAGUGAGUUAGCAGGUCGCGCGUAGACAGUAGCCAAACUUUAUGCGUUAUCUGGAGCGCCACGGCAGAAAGUUGAAUGUUGUAGCGCCUUUGCGUCUUUUCCGCGGUUCCUCACACGUGAACAGUGUCCAGCAGCGAGUUUAGACGGUGUGAGUAUGUCGGUGUCCGUCAGCUGCAGCGCGUCUCCCGCGGAGCGAACGACGCCGGAGAGCCGCAGGACGAGGAGAUCCAGCGCUGCGGACGUGGUGGCCGAGCUUCCUCAGGUGAGAGAGAGGACACCUGUAAAAGACAGAAGCAGCCUGCAAAUGCGUGAUGAUUUAAUUCCAGACGAGCUCCUCGCAACUUUAAGAUCCACCACCUGUCCUCAAGACAGACUCGGACCCCUCAGAUUAACCAAAACUCCCAAGGACUUCAAGGUUUGUUUAAUACAUCGCACCGAUGCAGUGUGGCACCAUCCAGCUAGACGCAAGAAAUACCAAUACUUUCUUAACCAGCCUACCUCUCUGACUGGAGCUGGAAGAGACAUAUCCUUCCUCUGUGAUGCUCGAUUGCCUCUCCCACCAAUGACUGAACGAAGCCCCGCUCAGGGAGAUCAAAAGUUGAAGGACGUGAAUUCACUGGAAACAUUAAUCCCGGAAGAAUAUCACAUCAUAAAAAACAAAGGCCUCAAAGGACUGCAGUGCUAUGAUGACAAAUUCACAGUUCUCCUAGAAGAUGACAAACAGAAACUAAGAGUCUUUCCAUCAAUGAAACCCAGCGGCCGUCUUGAGGUGGUACAGUUAAUGAAAGUGAUGGACAAAAUGUUGGAAAAAGCAGGUGUCAAUCAAGAGUUUCAAGAGCUAACCGAACUCUCACAGAUUGAAAAUUUACUGGAGCUGGUUCAAAUCGAGCAGAACAUCUACAACAUAGUCUUCCACGAGCUAAUCCGCCAGGUCAGCGUCGAAUGUGCCGAGAGAGGACAGCUCCUCGCCAAGAUCAGGGAGAGGUACGUGGCUCUACUUGACCGUAUCCCGCGGCAGGUGAAGGGUCUGCACACAGAAACCUUAGCGCAGAAGGCUCUAGACCGCCGGCUCACUGAAGAAAUCAUUCACUUCAAAAGCUCCAUUGCGAAGCUUAAUUUGGAACUGAGUGCUAUGAAAGAACAUGAUGAGAAUGUGUCCAAAGAGGCAGAGAAAGCCAAAGAGGAGCUCGCUAAAGCCCUGGAGGAGUCGCAACGCAAUGCAAAUAUUGUAGCAGAGUACCAUGAGCUUUAUGAGCUGCAGCGAAGGAGGCUUGAAGGACAGAUGUCUCAGCUAUAUGAAGAAAGGGACCUCUGGAGAAAAGCCACCUAUAGUCUUGCAGUCAAGAUAAUAAAGAUAAAUAAACUUCAUCUGGUCAGACGGCUACAUAUUAAUGAGCAGACCUGGGCCAAGACUGCAGAUCAUUUUACUGUUCUCCUAACAGCAAAGGACUCUGAGGAUGUUUCUCACAUCAUGGAAUUGACUGACCAGUGGAAAGAUAAACUGACCACCUUCAUGGAGAACCUCAGAGAGGCUGAAAGCAAGCAGCGCAAGACCAUAGAAUGUGUCCGUGCUAACAUUGCCAAGUGGCACAAGUUUUAUGAAGACAAAUCAAGGAACCCUUCUACAAACGUUGACAAGUCUUCAGAAGAUGAGCUGUCCCAAGACCUGAAGCAAUGGUCAAAGGUGUUGACACAGCAGUGUGAGCGAUAUGGAGGAGUGGACCUAGUGUCUGGUCAGGAAACACUUGAAAUGCUAACAAACCUUCAAGAGUCCUGGAUUGAGAUUUGUCUCCAGCUGUUUAGGAGACACCCUGAUCCAGAUGGUGGGCCACCUAAAGGCCAGGAGGCCAUGAGGGAGCUUGCGAAGGCCAUUACAGAGCUCCAGAACCAACUGGGAAUCCGUAUUAGUGGAGAAAGUGGGAUCCAUGCAACCCUAAUGCAGCUUAUUGAAAAUAUGGAGUUCUGGUCAAGAAGAUUAAAGUCCUUGAGUGGACUUCCAGAGGAGCAGACUUUGGGUGAUUGGCUCAAGUUGGAGGGAACUCUUGGCAACUUGAUGAAUCUGUCUAAGGAGGCUCUCCAACUAGUGGACAGCACACAGUCAGAACGGGACAGGGUUAAAAAGAAACCCCACACCAAGAUUGAAAUGGAUGAUGUCUUAAAGGCAAUGAAGGAGUUCCGGUUCUCUCAAGAAAACUUUUUCAACUGUGAAAAUUUGAGACUUCAUGAGGAGGUCACUUCUCUUCACACCAAGUUGAUUCGGUGGAUGGUGGACCUUCUGCUACUGAUGGUGCCAGUCCAAGAACCGAAUCUUCCAACGCCUGAAUUAAACACCAUUGUGGACGUGUCUGUUCAGAAGCUGGAGGAGGAUGCCAGGAACCUCUCUGGGAAACUUGACUAUUUCUCCAAGUACAUCACAAGUUCUUGUCAGGCUAUUGUGGAGGAGGCAAUCCGGAAGAGCUCAACUCAGAAUGACACAGAGAAUGAGCUCUACCAACUUGCUAAACUUCAGAAAGAGUGUGGCGAGUGGGUGGAGGCCUGUCGAAUACUACUGUCAGAUGUGAAGGGAAGCCCUGUGGACCUGCAGCUUUCUGGAAAAAUUGUACCGCAGCCACUUGAGCAACAACCAGAAGAACCUACCAAAGAAGAUGAAGAGGAACCCUUGACCAUAGAAGACGCCACUGGGCCUUAUUCUAUCCAAAGUGCUGAUGAAUAUGGGCAAGAAAAGGCCAGUAGACAUGACAAAAAUGACUCAGUCAUGAAGCUAGUUGGUUAUGAUGGCAAUAUCACUGAGAAGAACUUAGGAGAGGACACUGUCGAACUUACAGGGACUGAAGAACUUGUGGUAUCCCCUCACACUAAAAAUGCCAAGGAAGCCUUCGAUGCAUUAGAAACAGUGAGAACUCUUCAGCAAGAGCUUCUGGAUGUAGAGACGCGAGCUAUCAGCAUGGAGGUACGAGCACUAAAGGCAGAGGAAGACCUACAGGCAGCUCUGGACAAGAUACAAGAUCUGGAGAGGCAGCUACAGGCUCAGCCCAGUGUGGAGACCAAGUCGAGCAAGAAGAACAUUGCACCCACACACAAGGCCCCCAGCACCCCGUCUGAAGCCAAAACGAGAAGUCAGAAACCUGAAGCCAGCCCGAAACUGUCCAGGGGCACCAAAAAACGCUAAAUGGGAAUAAACACCCAGCUCAUGGAGCUCAUGUUGGGCAAAAUAAUAAAGUGUAGACACAUCUGUA
Messenger RNA from Carassius gibelio (silver crucian carp), 3429 nucleotides. RefSeq names its product axonemal dynein light chain domain containing 1 (gene axdnd1). The record is from RefSeq and is a predicted model, not a curated record. The coding region runs from base 348 to 3362 and encodes 1004 amino acids. Lineage: Eukaryota; Metazoa; Chordata; Actinopteri; Cypriniformes; Cyprinidae. The transcript has 25 exons.